Messenger RNA from Medicago truncatula (barrel medic), 1805 nucleotides. Its product is annotated as F-box protein CPR1. Lineage: Eukaryota; Viridiplantae; Streptophyta; Magnoliopsida; Fabales; Fabaceae. Gene Ontology annotation, molecular function: protein binding. Bases 200 to 1456 code for a protein of 418 amino acids. The record is from RefSeq and is a predicted model, not a curated record. The transcript has 2 exons.
CCAUUCCAUUCCAUUCCUUUUUUGCAAAAUCAAACAAUAGAAUAUGGUUUUAUCCUACUCCAUUCCAUUCCACCACUCUCCAUCAAUCCAAACAUAGCCUAAAAGUGCAUUAUAUUACACGCCGUAAAGCUCUGUUAACACAAGAAAGAAAGAAAUGAAAAACCCUAAACCCUAGCAGAACCUUCAUUCCUUCCUUACAAUGGCGGCUGAACUUCCACCGGAAAUUCUCACCGAAAUCCUUUCCCGCUUACCGGUAAUAUCACUUCUCAGAUUCCGAUCAACUUCAAAAUCAUUUAAAUCCCUAAUCGAUUCCAACAAAUUCAUCAACCUUCACCUCAGAAAUUCCCCCAAUCAAUCCUUAAUUCUUCGAUUCAAAUUCGAUAUCUACCAAAUUAAAAUCGAUGAUGAUUUCUCUGAUCCAGACACAUCGAUGUUACUUUUUCCACACAACCACCCUUUCACCGGCAACAGCACCAACAUCGAUCCUUUCAAGGGUAACAACACCAUUACUCUUAUCGGUUCAUGUAACGGCCUCCUCGCCAUGUCCCACGGCGUAAUAGCUUUCACGCAUCCUAACGCCCCCAACGAAAUCACAAUAUGGAACCCCAACACCCGUAAGCAUCGGAUUAUCCCUUUUCUCCCUCUUCCUAUCCCUAACAUUCUCCAAUCUGACAACCCUAACCGUGGCUGCUUAUGCGUUCAUGGCUUCGGUUUUGAUUCUGUAUCCGGCGAUUACAAACUCCUCAGAAUCUCUAACUUGCUCGAUCUACAAAACCCUUUUUAUGAUCCACAUGUCAGACUCUUCAGCUUGAAAACAAACUCAUGGAAAGUAAUUCCUAAUUUGCCUUAUUCUCUUUACUAUGCUUUAACAAUGGGGGUUUUUGUUGAGAAUUCUAGUUCUCUUCACUGGGUAGCGACGAGGAAAGUUCAACUGUUUCAACCUGAUUUAAUUCUCGCGUUUAACCUAACACUUGAGACUUUCAAUGAGGUUCCUCUUCCUGAUGAAAUAGAGGAAGAAGUUAAUAGUAAGAGUUUUAAAAUUCGUGUUGCUGCUUUAGGAGGGUGUCUUUGUAUGAUUGUGGAUUAUAAAGAUACUAAAAUUGAUGUUUGGGUGAUGAAAGAAUAUGGAUGUAGAGAGAGUUGGUGUAAACUUUUUACUGUGGUUAAAUCUUCUUUCGAUUUACCUUUGCAAUCUUUGAGGCUUUUAGGUUAUUCGAGUGAUAGAAAAAAGGUUUUGUUGAGGGUAGAUGUUGAGAAUCUAUUUUGGUAUGAUUUGGAGAGUAAACAAGUUAGUUAUGUUCAAGAAAUUCUUAAUUUGGAUGACACUAUGAUUUGUGUUGGAAGUCUUGUACCACCUUACUUCCCUGUUGAUAAUCGUAGGAAGCAGGAGAAUCCUACAAGCGAGAGCGAGAAAAGGGACGACUUCUUGUCUGGAGGAUUUAAAUUGAGAUUGUAAGGGAAGGAAGGACCAGUGAAGUGCAGCUGAAAUAGGAUGCUUCUGUUGUUUCUUGUGAUGGAAUUGCUCACCUUGGUUUGUAGGAAAGGUUGAAUUGAUAAUGAUGGAGUUGCACCCAUUUUUAUCCCUCUUUUUGAUUUGUCUGAGAUUACUGUUCUCCCUCUUGUGUAAAACUGUUAUAGCACUAUUUUUAGAGGAGCUGAUAAAAGUUGCAUAGGCAUGUGAAGCAUGAUCAUCAUAUCACCAUCAAUGUAGAUGUCAAUAUUGAAAAUGGUCGAUUUAAAAAAUUUGUAUGUGUUUGUGAACUCUAAAAUGAGCCAAGCAUCGUAUUUCUUAUUUCUGCAUAGAA